Molecule: messenger RNA, 2174 nt
Organism: Poecile atricapillus (Black-capped chickadee)
Lineage: Eukaryota; Metazoa; Chordata; Aves; Passeriformes; Paridae
Gene: ABCB8
Product: ATP binding cassette subfamily B member 8
Exons: 17
Coding region: 55-2151 (698 amino acids)
Biological process (GO): transmembrane transport
Cellular component (GO): membrane
Molecular function (GO): ATP binding; ATP hydrolysis activity; ABC-type oligopeptide transporter activity
Source: RefSeq, a predicted model, not a curated record
UCCCGCCCCGCGUCUCCCGGUGCCGCCCCCGGUGCCGCCCCCGCCGGUGCCGCCAUGCCGCUGCCGGUGCUCUUGCUACGGGCAGCGGGCGCUUGGACCCGGCUCCGGCCGCCCUCCCUCCCGGGGCGCAGUUUCAGGUAUGGGGGGCGCCUGGAGCUGGCCGGGCCCCCCCGGCUGCCCGCAGCGCUCCCGGCCCCCCGCCGCCUGCUCCUGGCCGGCUCGGCCACGGGCUGCGUGGUGCUGGGGCUGCUGGGCACGGCCGCGCGCUGCCAGGAGGCCACUGUCCCCGCGGUCCCCACCGGUGCUCCCGAGCCUCCAGAGUCACCCCCAGAGCCUCCCUUUGACUGGCCACUGUUCUGGACCUUCCUGCGCCCGCAGCUCCUGGCGCUCUCAGCUGCUGUUGUGCUGGCGCUGGGCGCGGCCCUGCUCAACGUGCGCAUCCCGGUGCUGCUGGGGCAGCUGGUGAACGUGGUGGCCCGAUGUGCCCGCGGCCACGUGCCCACGUACCUGCGGGAGGUGCGGCGCCCGGCCCUGAGCCUCCUCGCUGUCUACUGCCUGCAGGGCCUGCUGACCUUCGGGUACAUCGCGCUGCUGGCCCGCGUCGGCGAGCGGGUGGCGGGCAACAUGCGCAAGGCGCUCUUCAGCGCCCUGCUCAGGCAGGAGGUGGCCUUCUUUGAUGCCACGCGCACGGGGCAGCUGGUGACACGGCUGACGGCCGACAUCCAGGAGUUCAAGUCUUCCUUCAAGCUGGCCAUCUCCCAGGUGAGCCUGGCCACCUCCCAGGUGAGCCUGGCCAUCUCCCAGGGCCUGCGCAGCGGCACCCAGACCGCCGGCUGCUUCGUGUCGCUGUACCUGCUCUCGCCCAAGCUCACCGGGCUCCUGCUCGUGGCGCUGCCGGCGCUGGUGGGCGCCGGCGCCUUCAUCGGCGCCUUCCUCCGCAGCCUCUCCCGCCAGGCACAGGAGCAGGUGGCCAAGGCCACCGUGGUGGCCGACGAGGCGCUGGGCAACGUGCGGACCGUGCGGGCCUUCGCCAUGGAGGAGCAGCAGGCAGAGCUGUUCCGUGCUGAGGUGGACUGUGCCGGACGGCUGAGUGAGCGGCUGGGACUCGGCAUCGCCGCCUUCCAGGGGCUCUCCAACCUGGCGCUCAAUGGCAUCGUCCUGGGAACCAUCUUCGUCGGUGGCUCCCUGAUGGCCGGAGACCAGCUCUCGCCUGGUGACCUCAUGUCCUUCCUGGUGGCCUCGCAGACGGUGCAAAGGUCCUUGGCCAACAUCUCCAUUCUGAUGGGCCAGGCGGUGCGGGGUCUGAGUGCUGGCGCCCGUGUCUUUGAGCUGCUGAGACUGGAGCCCCCCGUGCCACUGCAGGGGGGAGUCACCAUCCCUGCCCACUCCCUGUGCGGCCGCAUCUGCUUCAACCACGUCUCCUUCAGUUAUCCCACCCGGCCUGGCUACCCUGUCCUGCAGGACUUCAGCCUCACCCUGCCCCCCUGCCAGACCGUGGCCAUCGUGGGCCCCUCUGGAGGAGGGAAGUCAACGGUGGCAGCGCUGCUGGAGCGGUUCUAUGAGCCCACGGCGGGAACCAUCACCCUGGACGGGCAGGACAUCGCCAGCCUGGACCCCUCCUGGCUGCGGGGGCAGGUCAUCGGCUUCAUCAGCCAGGAGCCGGUGCUGUUUGGCACAACCAUCAUGGAGAACAUCCGCUUCGGGAAGCCAGGAGCCUCUGAUGCCGAGGUGUACGAGGCCGCCCGGCUCGCCAACGCUGACGGCUUCAUCCGCAGCUUCCCCGAUGGCUACGACACCGUCGUGGGCGAGCGCGGCACGGCGCUGUCCGGGGGGCAGAAGCAGCGCAUCGCCAUCGCCCGUGCGCUGCUCAAGGACCCGGCCGUGCUCAUCCUGGACGAGGCCACGAGCGCGCUGGAUGCGCAGGCGGAGCGGGCGGUGCAGGAGGCGCUGGACCGUGCAGCCACCGGCCGCACCGUGCUGCUCAUCGCGCACCGCCUGAGCACCAUCCGGGGCGCGCAGCUCAUCGCCGUGCUGGCCCGGGGCCGCGUGGCUGAGGCAGGGACUCACGAGGAGCUGCUGCGACGCGGGGGUCUCUACGCCGAGCUCAUCCGACAGCAGACUAAGGAGGGGUCUCCCCGCUCCCCCCAAUAAACCAGGGCUGGGUUUAUUAACCA